CCUCCGGCGCUCCCAGGCUUCUGCGCCUGCGCACGGCAGUCCACCCCGCCCCUCACCCGGUAGCCGCGCGGGCCAGGUCUGGACAUGGUGCUCUCUGAGCUGGCCGUGCGCCUCAACUGCGCCGAGUAUAAGAACUGGGUGAAAGCGGGCCACUGUCUUUUGCUGCUGCGCGGCUGUUUGCAGGGCUUCGUCGGCCGCGAGGUGCUCGCCUUCCACAGCAGCCUGCUCGCCGCCGCCCCCGGCCUGGGUCCCCGCGCCGCCUGCAGCAGCGGCUCGCGGUGCAGCCCUCGCGCCCGCCAGUUUCAGCCUCAGUGUCAGGUGUGCGCAGAGUGGAAACGGGAGAUUUUGAAACAUCACACCAACAGAAAUGGAGACGUCCACUGGGGAAACUGUCGGCCGGCCCUGUGGCCGGUCGAUGCCUGGGAGGUGGCCAAGGCCUUCAUGCCCCGAGGACUGGCAGACAAAACGGGACCUGAGGAAUGUGACGCAGUUGCUCUUCUGAAUCUCAUCAAUUCCUGCGAUCACUUCGUGGUUGAUCGAAGAAAAGUCACAGAGGUGAUUAAGUGUCGUAACGAGAUCAUGCAUUCUUCAGAGAUGAAAGUAUCUUCUGUAUGGCUACGAGAUUUUCAGAUGAAGAUCCAAAAUUUUCUAAAUGAAUUCAAGAAUAUCCCAGAGAUUGUGGCAGUAUACUCCCAAAUAGAACAGCUGUUGACAUCUGACUGGGCUGUUUACAUCCCUGAGGAAGAUCAGCGAGAUGGGUGUGACAAAGGAGUUUACCUGAGUGAGAGCCAAGUAAACGAGAUAGAAAUGGAAUUACUAAAGGAAAAACUUCAAGAGCUCUAUCUUCAAGUAAAAGAACAAGAGGUGUUGCCUGAAGAGAUCUUAAACCAACUGGAAGUGGUGAAAGAAUUUCUAAGAAACAAUGAGGAUCUUAGAAAUGGUCUGACAGAAGAUAUGCAGAAGCUGGACAGCCUCCGUCAACAGCAUCUAAAACCAGAUUCAAAGGAACCUGGGGUACAGACACCUGAAGGGAAGGCCUGAGGUCGACCUUCCACAAAGAUCAGGCGUGUUCUGUGAAAGUUGCCCAGGCUUCCAUCUCAGGCAUCUUUUCUGGGCAAAAGGAAAAACUCUCCUGAGUACUCCACUCAAACAAAAAGGGAUUUGUAUUGUCUUCUCCUGGACUUCCUUUGACUCUUUGGGAGUAUUAUUUUUUUUUAACAUUCACAAGCUUGGUGGUGUUAUCUGUACCAACCAAAAAAUAUUAGAUACUCUUGUACCAAACUUGGUAUCAUCCAGGGUUUUUUUUUUGGUUGUGGUUUGUUUUUCAGGUUUUGUUUUUCGUUUUGUGUUGCUCUUUAAAAGGUGACAUUCUUUUCUGCUCCUAAAACUCUAACUGCUUCAACAGUAACUAGGCUUGUGUUCAGCCAGGCCUGUUGUGAAGGGCCACGCCGAGUUCUCUGCCCAUUGGCACACACACCCUUGCCUCAAAGUCUCAAUUGUGAGGAUGCCCACAGGUGGGCUGUGAUGUAUUGAUGUUGAGAUAGAAAUCCUUCCUUCUUGCCAGCAUUUCCAGUUAGUACAGAACUGUGAGUUCCCCUUUCUGGUAGCCUGAGACGGUAAGACAGAGAGCUGGGCUGAGAACACAGUAACUUGACUGACAGCAUAGGGGGAGGGCCCAGGCUGGUAUCACAGCUCUUUCUGUUCAGUUAUUCCAAGUGCUGAGUGCAGGGUGUGGUCCGUGUGUGCUUGAUGAAUAUUCCUUAACUAAAGGGUCAGCUGAUAGUGUAGAGGUAUUCAUAGAUAUAAAUAUUCAUUACAUUGUUAACCAAGAUGGGUCCUUUGUUAUGAGGUUUAAGAAGGAAAUUUGAACAUUCUUAUGGAAGUUCAAAGACAUCAUUUUCUUUCAACAACUUCACAGAUUCACUCUGUUCCUCUUACCCCAAAAGUCAUCCACUUUCAGCUUUGUCCUAUUUGUUUCUUGAACUGCAAACCCCUGUCCUGUUGUGUGCAGUAGUCUGUGGGAUUAGCCUUACCCUCACCUUCCCCCACGUCUGCUCAUCUCCAAAGCCAGUGGGCUUCCCUUGUAGCUCGGCUGGUAAAGAAUCUGCCUGCAAUGCAGGAGACCCGGGUUUGAUUCCUGGAUUGGGAAGAUCCCCUGGAGAAGGGAUAGGCUACCCACUGUAAUAUUCUUGGGCUUCCCUAGUAGCUCAGAUGGUAAAGAAUCCACCUGCAGUGCGGAAGACUUGGGUUUGAUCCCUGGGUUGGGAAGAUCCCCUGUAGGAGGAAAUGGCAACCCACUCCAGUAUUCUUGCCUAGAGAAUCCCCAUGGAAAGAGGAGCCUGGUGGGCUAUAGUCCAUGGGGUCACAAAGAGUUGGAGAUGGCUGAGUGCCUAAGCACAAAAGCACAGCGGUGCUGAGCUAGGCCAUGUUGCCCCUGGAUCUUCAGGGACAGACUUGCCACAUUCCCCACUGCCUGGAGAAAGCGCUUCCAGUCCGAGCCCAAGUGAAGCCCUGCUCCUUUGCUUACUCAGCUGCCCAUCAAGGAUGCGAUUUUUAGGGAAUGGGGGUGGGGGAUAUAUUUGGUGUAUUUUUACAUUAAAAUGCAUUGAAUGUAAUUGUGUAAAACCUGGAUGAAUGCACAUAUGCCUGUAACCUCCUGCUUUCAUCUUUCAUGCUACUAUUUGGUCUUUAAUCUUGCUUUUUCUUUCUCCCUUCAUUUCAUGGAAUACCUUUAGAAGACUUCAGUAAUACAGUGGCAAUUUUCUUUCAUCUUGGAACCCCCCCCCAACCAAACGAAGAAACUUCAUGAAAUGUUUCAUAGUUUCUAGAUAUAAAGUAACAAAACUUGGGAUCAAAUCAAAUAUUGAUUCACUAACCAAUUUAAGAUCUGGUUUCUCGCCUUAGGAACUUUGGGUUAUGAAUACUUUCAUUUCAUUCCUCUUGUAUCUAUCUAGUUUUUCCUUAUCUACCAAACAAACAUUUAUCAAGUGUCAGCCACAUGUCAGGCACUGAAGUAGAUGCAAAAGUGAAGAUUUGUACAGUAUGGACAAUGGUAUGCGAGCUCUCAUCUUACUGGAUUUAUUGUCUGCUCUGAUGAAUUAAAUGAAUUCAGGGAAUUCCCUGGUGGUCCAGUGGUUAGGACUCAGUACUUUCACUGCAUGAGCCCCAGGUUCAAUCCCUGGUGUGAGGGACUAAGAUCCUGUGACCCACGAGGUGUGGCCAGCAUUUAGUAUAAGAAGACACGUCCAGAGGGGGCUUUAAAGCACACUGUGUGUACAGGAACAUCAACCUUCUGGAUCUCUGUGCGCGGGCACAGAGCGUGCACAGAAGGGUGUUCACAGCAGUCUUGGCAGGCGGCCAUGGAGAGAGGACCGGUUAAAUAAUCACAGCACAUCCAUGUUGCUGAGAAUUGCACGACUGUUAAAAAAGGAGGAGGUAAGGCUGCCAUGCUUUGCUAGGAAAUGAUGUCUGAGACAUACAGAUGGAAAAGCAGAAUGUAUAACGAUGCAUAGCAUGCUAUAAAACUGUGGCGCUUUCA
Molecule: messenger RNA, 3538 nt
Organism: Capra hircus (goat)
Lineage: Eukaryota; Metazoa; Chordata; Mammalia; Artiodactyla; Bovidae
Gene: CXHXorf38
Product: chromosome X CXorf38 homolog
Exons: 7
Coding region: 85-1041 (318 amino acids)
Source: RefSeq, a predicted model, not a curated record